AUCAACAACUGCAACGAACCCCAAUGAGCACCCAUGGCGCAGACUGCAUUGGCAAGAGGCGUGCCACUGGGGCUCGUGCCCUCGCCCUGGCUGGUGGAUGCGCCAAGCCUCCGGUCGAAGGCAAAGACUCCUUCGCCCGCCUGCGAGGAGGCGCGGCGCUUGCUUCAGCAUGGCGCAGGCCGCGCGGCGGCGCAGAAGCUGCUGCUGCGUGGGGCCAGCGCGACCAGCCAGGCGGAGCAAGAGGAUGUGGUGGAGGGGUUGAACCUGGUGGCCUUCGCCUGCGGCGUGGCCUCAGAGCGGGCCAGUCUUCAGAACCUCCUUCGCGAGGUGGCCUCGCUCCUUGGCCCGCUCCGGCGGCAGUCGGUGGAUCCGGUACAUGUGCCUCGAAUCUCAGAGCUGGUGGCUGCGCUACUGUCGCUGGAGGCCGAUGAAAGCUUAGCGCAGGAGGUCGCCGGCCUUUGCAAGCGCGAGGGCCCCGGAAGGCUCCCCUUGGUGCCAAGCCUGCAAGCUGCGCAGCAGGCGGCCAGUGCCCAGUUCAUUGGCCAGAAGCAGCGUUUGAGGCUGGCCUUCGAGCUCAUUGACCAGGUGAAGGCGGCGCCAGGGAUGCCAGACUGGCCAGGGCCAUAUGCCCUGGCACAGCUGUUGGCCGGCUGCGCGUUGGCCGGCGCCGCCUUCCGGCGCCCGGCUCGGAAGCUGACGAAGGCGCUCCAGAAGCAGUGCUGCUUGGGAGUGACCCUGCAGUCCGAGCCUGGACUCUUGGCGUUCAGCCAGACUCUGGACGUGGCCCAUCGUGGUUCCACGCCCGGGUUGGCCAUGGCGCGUGCCCAGCGCGCGCACCGCGCGCCGCGGCGUGCCUGCGUGGCUGUGGUUUUGCUGCUUUCGGGAGUGGCCUUCGUGGCAGCAGGUGCUCGCCAUAGUCCACCCACUGCCACAGCUGCCAGUGCAGCUGCAGCUGCAGGUGUUGUGUCCGUUGUGUCCACGCCAGCAUCAGCUGAGACAUUCUCCUUGCUGGGAAGCUUGGAGAUGAAGUUCAGAAAAAGUUCCGCCGAGCUCUUUCCCAUCGCCAAUGCCGCGCCGCUCGUGACGCGGCGGAGUUGGCGGGACGAGGGGGGGAAGGUCACCUGGCUGCUUUUGAUCUUCUUCCCAAGCUGGGAGCAUUUGCCCAAAGCAGCCCUGGCGGCUCCGGUCUUCAACGCGGUGCUCUACGUGGCAGCGAUUGGCCACCUGGACUGCGGUGCAGAGAUGGAGCCGGAGUGCAUCAAGAUCACCCAAAUGAAGGGAGAUGCGAAGCAAUCUCUCAUGGAUUCAUGCUUCCUGCUGACGCACCCCGACCCGGAGGCCGCCUCGGUGGACCUCACCAGCCUCGACGGCAUCGUGGCGGCCUUUCGGAACCCCGACGGCGUCUUCGCCGGCGCCGCGGACGGCAACCGGCAAAGCGGUGCGACCCGUGUGCGGCGGCAGGAGGUGGGAGGAUGGCUGCACUAUUGCGUCUUCGAUCCUUUGGUCGGCUUGGGUGAAGUGCUGGACAGUCAGCAGCAGAAGGUGCCCCACUUCCUGGUGGUGCCAUGCGUGAUUUUGACCUUGCUCUUCGGACCCAUGGGUUUUCUCUCCUACCUCACCGUGCGGACGGUGUACCUGGCGAGCAAGCCUGCCUGA
Messenger RNA from Durusdinium trenchii, 1656 nucleotides. Lineage: Eukaryota; Dinophyceae; Suessiales; Symbiodiniaceae. The record is from the annotation of a GenBank genome assembly.